UGAAUCUACGAUAUCUGUCUUUUGGUGUGGCAAAUUAAACGUCAAUUGGAUCUAGAUAAUUUCAUCAGAUUUUGCUCCAUCCUUGAUUUUCGAUAUUGAUACCAAGUUAAAAUGAAAAUUAAACUAACAGCUAACAUUAAUAAUCCACCGAUAAGUGGCUUGGCAACUGCUCAUCUUAUCAACGAAACCGUACCAAUUGAAAUAGUGUGGAGCAACGAGACUUCUUUGAAGUUCCCGGACAAUCGACACCUUUUAUGUCACUCAAACAAUGAUGUGCUGCGGGCACUGGCACGUGCUGCACCGGAAUAUCAACUAUAUGGAAAAACUGCCAUCGAGAGAACACAAAUUGACCACUGGUUAUCAUUUUCACUGACAUGUGAAGACGACAUCUCCUGGGCGUUUUCAUUUCUCGACAAGUCAAUUGCACCUGUAACUUAUUUGGUAGCUAACAAAUUAACUAUAGCAGAUUUUGCCCUAUUUAACGAGAUGCAUGCACGUUAUGAGUUCCUUUCAAAGAAAGGUAUUCCACAGCAUGUACAGCGAUGGUAUGAUCUCAUAAAUGCGCAGCCAUUUAUCCAGAAAGUCUUGCAGACUUUGCCCGAAGAGGCUCGUACAGCAGCAAAACAUGCUAAACGCAGCAAUGGUGUUAAACUAAGCGAUUGCGAAAAUUCAGUUCUGCCUGGGUCAACGAAAACGAAUGAGCGCAAACAAGAGGGUAAAUUCAUUGAAUUACCUGGUGCAGAGAUGGGAAAAGUUGUUGUGCGUUUUCCACCGGAAGCGUCUGGCUAUCUGCAUAUUGGACACGCUAAAGCAGCAUUAUUAAACCAAUACUAUGCUUUGAACUUCAACGGAAAACUAAUAAUGCGAUUCGACGAUACAAAUCCUGCUAAGGAAACGGUUGAGUUUGAAGAAGUCAUUUUAGGAGAUGUCGAACUAUUGCAAAUCAAACCGAAUCUCUUUACUCAUACGUCCAACUACUUUGAUUUAAUGUUGCAAUAUUGCGAGCAGAUGAUUACAGAGGGAAAAGCAUAUGUAGACGAUACACCUGCGGAACAAAUGAAACUUGAGCGGGAACAGCGAAUUGAAUCAAUCAAUCGUUCAAAUGAUGUUGAAAAAAAUCUAUUACUGUGGCAGGAAAUGAAAAAUGGCACUGAAAUUGGACAAAAAUGCUGCGUUCGUGCAAAAAUUGACAUGUCUUCACCAAAUGGUUGUAUGCGGGAUCCAACAAUAUAUAGAUGUAAGAACGAACCGCAUCCACGCACGGGAACAAAAUACAAAGUGUAUCCGACUUACGAUUUCGCAUGUCCAAUUGUCGAUUCCAUUGAAGGCGUUACGCACACAUUGCGUACCAUGGAAUACCACGAUCGUGAUGACCAAUUUUAUUGGUUUAUUGACGCGCUUAAACUUCGCAAACCGUACAUCUGGGAAUACAGCCGCCUUAAUAUGACAAAUACUGUGUUGUCUAAGCGUAAGCUGACUUGGUUUGUCGAAUCAGGAUUAGUCGAUGGAUGGGAUGACCCACGUUUUCCGACAGUGCGAGGCAUCAUUCGCCGGGGAAUGACUGUUGAAGGUUUACGAGAAUUCAUAAUAGCUCAAGGAUCUAGUAAAUCAGUAGUCUUUAUGAAUUGGGAUAAAAUAUGGGCAUUCAAUAAAAAAGUAAUUGACCCAAUUGCACCUCGGUACACGGCUCUCAAUUAUGAAAACCGUGUAGUCAUAAAUGUUGAGGGCGCAAAAAAAGAAACUGUUGAAGUGCCUGUGCAUCCGAAAAACGAAAGUCUUGGAAAAAAAACUGUCACAUUUGGUCCCCGCGUAUACAUUGAUUAUGAGGACGCUGUUACCUUGAAAGAAGGUGAAAAUGCUACAUUUAUAAAUUGGGGAAAUUUGUUAAUCAAAAAGGUGUACAGAGAUAGCAAUGAAAAAGUAACAAAGGUUGAUGCCACUUUAAAUUUGGACAAUAAAGAUUUCAAAAAAACAUUAAAACUUACUUGGUUGGCUGAGGAAGACGACGAGUCUGCAUAUCCACCUACAUACUGCGUUUACUUUGAUAACAUUAUUAGUAAGGCGGUUUUGGGCAAAGAUGAAGAUUUCAAACAGCACAUUGGUCACAAAACCAGAGAGGAAUUGAAAAUGCUGGGUGAUCCUGAACUCAAAAAAUGUAAAAAAGGUGAUAUCAUUCAGCUUCAACGGCGUGGUUUCUUCAAAGUUGACGUCGCUUAUGCUCCAGCCAGUCCUUUUUCAAAUGCUAUUACACCAGUAAUUUUGUUCUCAAUACCAGACGGUCACACCAAAGAUAUGCCUUCAUCAGGAUUGAAAAUAAACGCUAACUCAAAAGACGUCCGCAAAAAUAACGAUGUUUUAUCUGCAGUCCGGACCGACGACGCCUCUACAUUAGAUCAACAGAUUAUAAAGCAAGGUGAAAAAGUACGCGAUCUUAAAGCCAAGAAAGUUUCCAAAGAUAAAAUCGAUCCGGAAAUACAAAAGCUUUUAGCUCUUAAAGCUGAUUACAAAGUAGCUACAGGCACAGAAUGGAAACCAGGUCAAACAGCGGCUGUAAACAUUGCUAAUACAGGUUGUACUGUUGAGAAAUCAGUCAGUGAAGAUAUUGUCAAGCUAGGAAAUCUGAUACGUGAUUUAAAAGCGAAGAAGGCGUCAAAGGCUGAAAUAGACACUCAAGUUAAGGUGCUUCUUGAUUUAAAGGCCAAAUUCAAAGCAUUAACUGGUAACGAGUGGAAGCCAGUUAAUGUAGUUUCACCUUCUGCUCCACAAUCAAAAGACAGUUCAGGUGUUGAGGAAGUACUCAAAAAAAUUAAUACACAAGGCGAUAAAGUGCGCCAACUUAAAUCACAAAAAGCUGACAAAGUGGUGGUUGAAGCGGAAGUAAAAACGCUACUAGCUCUUAAAACCGAAUAUAAAGAACUUACAGGCAGCGAUUGGAAGCCAGGUGUUGUAGCACCAGCGACUAUUAAGAAGGAGAAGUCUCCAGAUCCACCAUCAACUGCUGCAGUUAGAGAUUUGCUAACGAAAAUCAAUGCUCAAGGGGAUAAAGUGCGCAGUUUAAAGAACACUAAAGCGGAAAAAAAUGUAAUAGAAGAUGAAGUCAAGCUGUUAUUAGCACUCAAAACAGACUAUAAGAGUCUUACAGGACAAGAUUGGAAACCUGGGACAGCGCUUCCUCUUACAGCAGCUGAUGGUCCCGUUAAAAUUGACUUAACGCGCGACGAAAGCCCAGACGCCAAUGCACUUCUAAUACGAAUUCAAGUUCAGGGCGAAAAGAUACGAAAAUUAAAAUCCGAAAAAUAUCCAAAGCAAACGAUUGACGCCGAAGUGCAGUCGUUAUUGGCACUAAAGGCGGCUUAUAAGCAAGAAACCGGUACAGAUUGGACACCCAACACCAAAGUUCAACCUAACGCAAUUUCUGUCACCCAAAAAUCUCCAGUAACUAUGUCUUCUUCACCAGAAAAAGAGCUACUCACAAAGGAGAUCAAUGAACAGGGAGAUAAAGUACGUGCCGCCAAAUCUAAUAACCUUCCUAAGGAGAAGAUUGAUGCUGAAGUGAAAAAAUUGCUGGCGCUCAAAGCGAAAUACAAAGAAGUUACUGGAACUGACUUCCCAACCGCUGGCGGACGUGGCAGUAGCAGCUCCUCAAAGAAAGGAAGUGAAAAAAAGGCUCCAGCUACAAAGAAGGAAACAACAACAUCAAAAGAAGAGACUGUUGCGAAUGUGGCGGGGCUUAAAAAGCAAACCCGUUUGGGACUUGAAGCUACGAAAGAGGAGAAUCUUCCCGACUGGUACUCACAAGUCAUUACAAAAGGGGAAUUAAUCGAAUACUACGAUGUCUCUGGUUGUUAUAUACUACGUCAUUGGUCAUUUGCAAUUUGGAAGUUUAUAAAAUCGUGGUUCGAUGCUGAGAUCACCAAAAUGGGUGUGAAAGAGUGUUAUUUUCCUAUUUUCGUUUCGCGAGCGGCACUCGAAAGGGAGAAGACUCAUAUCGACGAUUUUGCGCCAGAAGUCGCAUGGGUGACGAAAUCCGGCGACUCUGACUUAGCUGAACCAAUUGCUGUGCGACCUACCUCCGAAACCGUUAUGUAUCCGGCUUACGCAAAAUGGAUUCAAUCCUACCGCGACUUGCCUCUUCGCCUAAACCAAUGGAACAACGUUGUGGUAAGAUUAUUCUAGUAUUAAUACAAUUUUUU
This is a messenger RNA of Rhagoletis pomonella (apple maggot), 4193 nucleotides long. RefSeq names its product bifunctional glutamate/proline--tRNA ligase-like. The transcript has 8 exons. Gene Ontology annotation, molecular function: glutamate-tRNA ligase activity; ATP binding. Lineage: Eukaryota; Metazoa; Arthropoda; Insecta; Diptera; Tephritidae. The record is from RefSeq and is a predicted model, not a curated record. Gene Ontology annotation, biological process: translation; glutamyl-tRNA aminoacylation. Bases 112 to 4176 code for a protein of 1354 amino acids. Gene Ontology annotation, cellular component: cytosol; cytoplasm; methionyl glutamyl tRNA synthetase complex.